This is a messenger RNA of Phytophthora sojae, 1404 nucleotides long. RefSeq lists its product as hypothetical. Lineage: Eukaryota; Oomycota; Peronosporomycetes; Peronosporales; Peronosporaceae. The record is from RefSeq and is a predicted model, not a curated record. Gene Ontology annotation, biological process: protein phosphorylation; positive regulation of transcription elongation by RNA polymerase II. The transcript is spliced from 6 exons. Bases 1 to 1296 code for a protein of 431 amino acids. Gene Ontology annotation, cellular component: cyclin-dependent protein kinase holoenzyme complex; nucleus. Gene Ontology annotation, molecular function: RNA polymerase II CTD heptapeptide repeat kinase activity; ATP binding; cyclin-dependent protein serine/threonine kinase activity.
AUGAGUCUCCACCUGCCCAAGCACCACUGGGGCACGCGGGGCAUGGACGCCUACGAGAAGCUGGAGUGCAUCGGCGCCGGCACGUACGGCCAAGUGUACAUGGCUAAGGACAAGGCCACGGGCGAAGUGGUGGCGAUCAAGAAGAUCCGCAGUCUUAACGAAGUGCAGGGCCUGCCGGUGACAACCAUCCGCGAGAUCAAAGUGCUCAAGUGUCUGAACCACCCGAACCUCGUCGAGCUCAAGGAAGUGGUGGUUUCAUCUGAGAAUGACGAUGAUGACGCGGAGUUCACGGACAAGGAUGAGCCGCUGGACUACUGCCACGGAUCCAUCUACUUGGUGCUGGAGUAUCUCGAGCACGACUUGACGGGUCUCAUUGACCGGCAGCACCCCUUCGAUGAUACGGAGAUCAAGUGCCUGAUGAAGCAGUUGCUGGACGUCAUGCAGUACAUGCACUCCAUUGACAUCAUCCACCGAGACAUCAAGUGCUCCAAUUUGCUGAUGACGAGAGAUCACCUGCUCAAAGUUGCAGACUUUGGAUUGGCGCGCUCCUUGCGUGGUGACCAGCUUUUCACGAACAAGGUGGUCACGUUGUGGUACCGCCCACCCGAGCUGCUCCUUGGUGCCACGAGCUAUGAUGCGAGUAUUGACAUGUGGAGCAUUGGCUGUGUGUUUGCCGAGCUGUACAUUGGUCACCCUAUCUUCCAGGGCAAGACGGAGCUGGAGCAAAUUACGAAAAUCUUCGACAUUUGCGGCACACCGACUACGGAAUCCUGGCCUGAUUACAAGUUCUUGACGCACAGCAGUACCUUUGUUCCUGAAAAACCGAAGCCGAAGCGCCUGCGUGAGUAUUUGAUGCGCGAAACCACUGCGCGUAAGAGGAUAUUGCCCAAGGGCGCGCUCGAGCUGAUGGAAGCCCUGCUCGUGUUGGACCCGGAGCAGCGGUUGACGGCUUCGGAUUGCCUCAACUCGCACUACUUCAAGGCUCGGCCCUUGCCUCCGAGUGAUCCGAAGAAGCUCCCUCCCAUCACAAACCUUCCGCCGUCCCAUGAAUAUCAGACCAAGAAGAUCCGCCGCGAACAGGCGAAGCAGUUGAACGGUGGUGGUAACAAUCACAGCAACAGUAAUACGGGAGCUGGAGGUGCUGGAGGUCGUGCGUCACGCCCGACUAGCCCUCCGGGUGCGAGUAGUGGCGGUCGCUCGAAACAAAACGCUGCGAAGGAUGGUGCCGAGGUGUCUGUGAAAACUGAGAUCAAGAGAGAAGAGGAUCCUGGUAAAAAGAGACGACGUGUGGCGUAAGGGCAUCGUCCGAGCAGCAAAGCAUGUGUUGAGCUCGUUCAUGCGGUGCUUUGCUCUCGAUCGUGACUCAUCGAGCUGUUAGGUCUUUGAAUAUACGCGUAAAACGUC